AUGCAUCCGGAUUUGUUUCCGGAACAAGAAUUCGAUGAAUCGGCCCCGAUUUGUGCUCCCCGAGAACCCUGUGGCUUUUACUCGUUUUCCGGUGCUGCUAGGACUGGCUCGCCGAUGACUUGGGUUCGAUCGUGGUGCAAAUGUGGAUCCGAUCACGACUGUGUCUACAGUACGACCGAUAUUCGAAGCCGAAUGUUCCGCCAUGUUUGCAUUCGAAAAUCUCCGCUCGACUUUCAAGAGUUCAGCGGUUUUGAA
Messenger RNA from Mesorhabditis belari, 255 nucleotides. NCBI's taxonomy places the organism in Eukaryota, Metazoa, Nematoda, Chromadorea, Rhabditida, Rhabditidae. The record is from the annotation of a GenBank genome assembly.